Messenger RNA from Cuscuta epithymum, 7797 nucleotides. The record is from the annotation of a GenBank genome assembly. NCBI's taxonomy places the organism in Eukaryota, Viridiplantae, Streptophyta, Magnoliopsida, Solanales, Convolvulaceae.
CUUGGAUAGCUCUUGAAGUGUAGUUUCAUAAUUGAGUGGUCUUUGUUCGAGGAGAGAGAGCUUAUCAUCCAAAAAUCGAUCUGGAACGAGCAGUGGUCUGUGAACUCGAGCUGUGAGAGUGCUGAGACUGUUUGCUUCAUAUCUCGAGUUAUACACAUCCAAAUAAGGCGUAUAAUAUACCAAAAGAAAGCUCUCAAGACGAGGAAUCGUCGAAGGUCUGGUUUGCAUCAAUCGGAGUAGUGGAAGGCCUCCAAAUCGACCGAGCAAAACACGACCUCGCAGAAUACGUUUUUGUAUUCAAAGAAACGAGUUAACCGGGAAACACCCGUUCUAGGGGCUGUUUUCGUAUCAACGAUUAAGGGUUGAACUAGCACUUUGAGGAGGCUGUUUAACACUCAUAUUUGAGCAAGGAAUCAGUUCCAAAUCCACCUUGACCAAAGCUUUGACCAUUGGACCAAGGAGGGAAAGUUUAAAGCUCAUUUGAGGUUGAGGCUAGAGCUUGCAUCCUGUGCUCGUUGAUCGAGUGAUUCCUCGGAGAGAAGACUUGAAAUGGACCGUGGUGGCAGGAUUACUAGGAGAAACCCGACCGGCCAUGUACCAGUGGAGACUGGACAGGGCAGUCGAAGGACCUCUAGGGCAUCUAGAGGAGCUGGCCGUGGAGGCCGAUCACAGACCGUGAGUGACGGUCAUGUCGACACGGAAAGUGAAACCUACUGGUCCUAUGAGGACUCGACCUAUCGACCGGAAACUGAACCGGUUGAGACCCCUUAUGAAGGGGAUGAUGAUGACGUAAGUGAUGAGGAGGAAAAUGGCUCCUUAGCACGGAUUGAAGCACUACUUCAACAGUACCACCGUGAGCGUGAGGAGAGGAGGGAACGCCGAAGGCGCCGGGCUGGGCAGCCUUCGGGCGGGGCUUCAAGAGGGAGAAGCCAUGGCGACUCUAGGGCCCACAUUGAACCACAUGGGGGUCGGGGUGAUGGGGGUCCAAUCAUAAGGAUCUCCAAAUACAUCAAAGAGGCACGAGACUUAGGGUGCAAACCGUUCGAUGGGACGGGUGACAUCUCCGUUUCGGCACAAUGGAUUAAACGGCUGAAUGAGGCAGCCCUGGACAUGCAACUCACCCCCGAAUAUAAACUAAGGGUUGCGGUGAGAUUGCUUGAAGGUAUGGCAUCCAAGUGGUGGGAUGGGACCAAAGGCAAAUAUGGCGAGACCGUCACUUGGGAGAAUUUCCGACAGGAAUUCUUUGCCCAAUAUUACUCGGAUUUUGAGGUGAACAAGAAAGUGAGGGAAUACACCCUUCUAACCCAAGGGGGUAACAUGACGGUGAGGGAACUUGAGUACAAGUUCAGGGAUCUUGCCGAUUACAUACCUGAGUAUGCUUGUGACGAGAACCGGAUGGUGAACCACUUCUAGGAUGCUCUAGACUUGGAGAUACGUGACAGGGCAACACAAUUGCCUAACAUGACGUUUGCCCAAGUGGUUGACCAAGGGUUGAAAGGAGAGAAGCAAUGGGAAGAAAGGAAGAAGAGAGACGCCGAGGAGGCGAAAAAGAGAAAGUGGGAGAGUCAUGGCUCCCAAGGUUCCAACAAAAAGGGGAACCACGGAGGAGGAUCUUUCCGGGCACCACCGCCACCAUAUAGGGGGAACCAAGGCCCGAGUGGGCAAGGCGCGAGGUCACAAACCUCAGUGGUAGCUCGUUGCAACAAUUGCAAGAAGAACCACUCCGGUAAAUGUCGCGACCCCCCUAGAUGUUUUCAAUGCGGGGAUGCCGGGCAUUUGAAGGCACAUUGUCCACAAUUGAGUGGGGCAAGGACAUCGGGACCGAGUAGCGGUCCGACGGGUACACGGAAUCAAACCGGGGCUUCUCAAGCAAGCCGGGGACACGGGGGGGCAAGUACAAGCAACGCGCCAUCCGUGAACCAAGGGAGGACCCAGGCUAGGGUCUAUGCGAUGACGGAGGCGGAUGCUCAAGCUAACCCGGACUCCGUCGCAGGUAUUGCCUCUCAUAUACUAGUGUUUUAUCCUUAAUUAGUCCAUAAAUUGAGGAUACUAAUCGCUAGGAUCAUUGCACGGGGUUUUGGGGUCGAACCGGGGGAUUUCGGGCAACUUCAGGCGGCUGGGACCCAGGCACGAUCGUGCCUAAGGCAGACACGAUCGUGCCUCCAAGUCAGUAGCUGCCCAGGAAAAUUCCCAACCCAGGCACGAUCGUGCCUAAGGCAGACACGAUCGUGCCUACAAGGCAGUAGCUGCCCAGGUGUUUCUUCAAACCAGGCACGAUCGUGCCUAAUCCAGACACGAUCGUGCCUCCAAAUCAGUGGCUCCCCAGGAUUUCCCAACCCAGGCACGAUCGUGCCUAAGGCAGACACGAUCGUGCCUCCAAGGCAGUGGCACCCUGGGCGUUUCCCCAAGCCAGGCACGAUCGUGCCUACCCCAGGCACGCCGUGCCUGGCACCCAGAUUGCCGAAACCCGGUUUUUUUCGCAUCGUUUUGCGACGUUAAGGCCUCUUCUUGAUCCCUAACGUGCGUGUGAACAUUGCAACCUUCUAUAAAUGAGUAGGGAGGGUAGGAAAGAUGUCUUACAUGGUUCAUGAAUGUAGGGACACUAAAGAUUAAUGGGAAGGAUGCACGAAUCCUUAUCGAUACCGGAGCGCAACGUUCAUUCGUGAGUGAGGCGUUUGCCGAGAGCUUAGAGAUGCAAUCAAUACCAAUGACACAAACCUUAGUGGUAUCAACCCCACUAGGGGAAGACGUUGAAAGAAACAAUUACUAUCCAUCUUGUAUGGUGGAAAUCGGUGGCCAAACCUUGACGUGUGAUUUCGUACCGCUGAGUAUGAUGGAGUUCGAUGCAAUCCUAGGGAUGGAUUGGCUAGAAAAGCAUCAUGCUAGGGUAGAUUGCUACACAAAGGUGUUGGAACUCGAAGGCACACAGGGGGACACCCUACGCUUCGAGGGGGACCGCGGCAAAUCAAAUAGUUGUAUCAUAUCCGCCGUGAGAGCGAGAAAUAUGAUGAGGAAGGGAUGCCACGCAUAUCUAGCAUUCGUGGUUGACAAAACCAAAGAGGAAACGAACAUCGAUGAUGUGAGGGUGGUUUGUAAGUAUCCGGAUGUCUUCCCUAAAGACCUACCGGGGCUUCCACCUGACAGAGAGAUUGAAUUUGUGAUCGAGGUCGAGCCUGGUACCAAACCAAUCUCCAUACCGCCAUACCGGAUGGCACCCGCUGAACUUAACGAGUUGAAAACCCAAUUGCAAGAGCUUUUGGAUAACGGUUUCAUUAGACCAAGCCACUCCCCGUGGGGAGCACCGGUUCUUUUUGUGAAAAAGAAAGAUGGGACACUUCGAAUGUGCAUUGACUAUCGUCAACUGAACAAGGUCACAAUCAAGAAUAGGUAUCCGUUGCCUAGGAUUGAUGACUUGUUUGAUCAACUACGAGGAGCAACCGUGUUUUCGAAGAUUGACUUAAGGUCGGGGUACCAUCAAUUGAAGAUUAAGGAAGAUGACAUACCAAAGAGUGCUUUCCGCACAAGGUAUGGGCAUUUUGAGUUCCUUGUUAUGUCGUUUGGAUAAACAAACGCCCCGGCGGCAUUCAUGGACUUGAUGAACCGAGUAUUUCAUAAAUACUUGGAUCGAUUCGUGAUUGUGUUCAUAGAUGACAUCUUGAUUUACUCAAAGAGUGAAGAAGAGCAUGAGGAGCACUUGAUACUUGUUCUUGAAACACUACGGGAGAAGCAACUCUAUGCCAAAUUUUCUAAAUGUGAAUUUUGGCUAAAGGAGAUUGGCUUCCUCGGGCACGUGGUUUCGGGAUCGGGGAUUGCUGUUGAUAACAAGAAGAUAGAAGCCAUUACUGAAUGGGAGAGGCCAAAGAACGUCAAGGAAAUUCGUAGUUUCCUUGGAUUGGCAGGCUACUAUAGAAAGUUCGUGGAGAAGUUCUCUGUUUUGGCAUCGCCAUUGACGAAGCUCACUCGUAAAGGAGCUAAGUUUGUAUGGGAUGACAAAUGCGAGAAAGGGUUCAUGGAACUAAAGAAGAGAUUGACCGAGGCACCGGUACUUGCAUUACCCAAACAAGGUGUGGGGUACGAUGUCUAUAGCGAUGCGAGCAUCCAAGGGCUCGGAUGUGUACUGAUGCAGAAUGGGAGGGUAAUCGCCUAUGCUUCACGACAAUUGAAGAAGCAUGAGGUGAAUUAUCCUACUCAUGAUUUGGAGCUCGGGGCAGUGGUAUUUGCACUGAAGAUAUGGAGACAUUAUCUCUACGGGGAGACAUGUCACAUAUACACCGAUCACAAGAGCUUGAAGUACGUGUUUACUCAGAAAGAGCUAAACAUGAGACAGAGACGGUGGAUGGAGCUGAUAAAAGACUACCAUCUAGUGAUAGAGUAUCACCCAGGCAAGGCAAACGUGGUGGCAGAUGCUUUGAGCCGGAAGAGCUCGUCUGGGGCAUUGAUAACUAAUUUGAGGGCAUUAAGAGCCCAACUGGAGGUAACCAGCGAUGGUGCCUUAUUGGCACGAUUUGAGGUAAGACCCACUUUACUUGAUGAGAUCAAGAAGGGUCAGGAAGCCGACGAAGAACUUAUGAAGGUCCGGGAACGCAUGCAAGCGGGGCCGGUGGAGGAUUUCAGGGAAAGAGAUGAUGGUCUCUUGUUAUUUCGUGACCGAGUGUGUGUACCGUCAGAUGAUGAGCUCCGAAAGUCCAUCUUAGAGGAGGCUCAUUCAUCGGCUUAUGCCAUGCACCCGGGGGGCACGAAAAUGUACCGUGAUUUGAAGGAAAGUUACUGGUGGUCUGGAAUGAAGAGGGAAAUAGCCGAGUACAUCAGUCGGUGCCUUACUUGUCAACAAGUUAAGGCAGAACAUCAGCACCCAGCAGGCUUAUUGCAACCACUCUCCAUCCCUGAAUGGAAGUGGGAGCACGUGACUAUGGAUUUCGUGGUAGGCUUACCACGGACUAUCAGGAACUAUGACGCGGUUUGGGUCGUUGUGGAUAGGCUCACAAAGAGUGCACACUUCUUGCCUAUCAACACUACCUAUCCACUUGAGAGGUUAGCCAAAUUGUAUACGGAUGAGAUCGUGAGGCUGCAUGGGGUCCCGGUGACCAUUGUAUCUGAUAGAGACCCACGAUUCACAUCACGUUUUUGGCCGAAAUUCCAGGAGUCUAUGGGAACGAAGUUGAAGUUCAGCACUGCUUUCCAUCCACAGACGGAUGGGCAGUCUGAAAGGGUUAUACAGAUCCUAGAAGACAUGCUGAGGGCUUGUGCAUUGGAGUUCCAGGGGAGUUGGGACAACCACUUAGCACUUGUGGAGUUUGCCUAUAACAACAGUUAUCAGGCAAGCAUCGGCAUGCCUCCAUACGAGGCAUUGUAUGGGAGGAGGUGCCGUACACCGUUAUGCUGGGACGAGGUUGGCAUGGCCAAACUCGAGGGUACUGAGUUGGUGGAGGUCACCAAAUCAAAGGUGAAGUUAAUUCGAGAGAGACUCAAGGCGGCUCAGGAUAGACAAAAGAGUUAUGCAGAUAAGCGUCGAAGAACCUUAGAGUUUAAGGUUGAUGACGAGGUAUUCUUGAAAGUUUCUCCUUGGAAAGGGAUCAUUCGGUUCCAAACCCGAGGAAAACUUAACCCACGAUAUAUAGGUCCAUUCAGAAUUAUAGAGAGGAUUGGGGCCGUUGCAUAUCGUCUACAAUUGACUCCUGAGUUAGAGAAGAUACAUAAUGUGUUUCAUGUAUCCAUGCUUAAGAAGUACGUGCAUGAUCCCUCUCACGUAUUGGAGAAGCCACCUGUAGAGGUACGUGAGGAUUUGAACUACGCUGUUCAACCUAUCAAAGUCACCGAUAGAAAGGUGAAGAAGCUGAGGAGCAAAGAAGUCCCAAUGGUUAAGGUCCUGUGGAAGAGCGAUCGGGUCGAAGAAGAGACAUGGGAAACAGAGGCUUUGAUGAGGAAGCAGUAUGCCUUCCUAUUCGAGUAGAGCUGUGAAUUUCGGGGACGAAAUUCCUGUUAAGGGGGGGUGAACUUGUGACACCGCACCCGAAUGUCCCUGGAAAUUUGAUUUGAAUAUUCAUAGCUUAUGUAUUGGAUUUCCGAUUCCCAAACAUUUUGUAAAACGAUCAAUGUUCUACGUAGUGCAUGGUUGAAUAUCGUACUGUUCAAACUCGUACAUUAGUGUCGGGUUUCGCAAAUACUUACUCGGGACUUAUUAAUAAAUAGAAAGGCCCAACAUUUCCUAAAUAGUGAAAGAAUGAUUAAAGGAGAAUACAAAUGUCUAUAACCCCAUCUUUGGCAUUAUUGAGCUAAAUAAUGGGAGUAGGAUUUUCCUUCUAAAAUAUCCAUCAAGUAAAUUAUUGGGAUGAGCCUACACAUAUUGGAGAUCAAUAAUGUGAUUUAGGAAGUUGACUUGUUCUAAAUAAAUUAGGAUGAGUACAAAAAGACAUCUUUGACAAAGAUAAAACAAUAGGACCCAUCUUCCCAUUUUUGGAAGUAUUGGUAGAUAUUUUGGACCCCAAAAUGAUUGGGAUCAAUUGGGAACCACUCCACAUGAUAUUAGUACCUGCAAGACAAAUAAAAAUGGGCUAGGAGACUUACCUUGGCCGGCCAUUAUGGAGAAGAGCUGCACAUGACUUGAUAAGAAUCAAAGUUUGGGCCACCACUCUUAUUUUCGCACAAAUUGGUGUGCUGUUUGUCUCCUCUCAUUAUAGGAGCUAUCCUCAACCAAAUAACGUGUAUGAGGUGUCCUUGGAUAGCUCUUGAAGUGUAGUUUCAUAAUUGAGUGGUCUUUGUUCGAGGAGAGAGAGCUUAUCAUCCAAAAAUCGAUCUGGAACGAGCAGUGGUCUGUGAACUCGAGCUGUGAGAGUGCUGAGACUGUUUGCUUCAUAUCUCGAGUUAUACACAUCCAAAUAAGGCGUAUAAUAUACCAAAAGAAAGCUCUCAAGACGAGGAAUCGUCGAAGGUCUGGUUUGCAUCAAUCGGAGUAGUGGAAGGCCUCCAAAUCGACCGAGCAAAACACGACCUCGCAGAAUACGUUUUUGUAUUCAAAGAAACGAGUUAACCGGGAAACACCCGUUCUAGGGGCUGUUUUCGUAUCAACGAUUAAGGGUUGAACUAGCACUUUGAGGAGGCUGUUUAACACUCAUAUUUGAGCAAGGAAUCAGUUCCAAAUCCACCUUGACCAAAGCUUUGACCAUUGGACCAAGGAGGGAAAGUUUAAAGCUCAUUUGAGGUUGAGGCUAGAGCUUGCAUCCUGUGCUCGUUGAUCGAGUGAUUCCUCGGAGAGAAGACUUGGUUCGUGCUUCCUCCAUUCUAUUUGAAACAUUAAUAAAUUUGCUCAUGGAUAUUUUAUUAUAGAGCCUGCGUGCUCAUGAAUAGCCCUGUGUGGCCCUUUCGUUUUAAACAAUGUUUUCCGCUGCUUUAUGAAUUACUUAUUAUGUUGUUUAUGGAUGACUUAUGUGUGAAUGAUAUUCAUGACGCCUUGUAUAAUAUGAAUGUGUUGGAUUGCGAUUGACUAUUCGUAUUGUACGGCGGGUUGUUGACGUGUCCGGGGAGGUCCGGGGCGUGACAAACUGCCUCAAAGAUGGCAUCAUCCUCCACAUCAGAAUCAAUCUCAUCCUCCUGAGUCAAGCCUAAUUCUGCCCGCCUCUUCUCAACAUUUGACUACAUCGAGGCGGGGUGGCAGAUCGGCAUCGGACUCAUCGCCGUGCUUUGUCCAGCAGUGCUUGAUGACCUUGAGAAUUGAGACCUUCUUCUUCUCAGGCCCCGACUACAGUUUGGAAAAAAGGCUUAAGAUCCAUAAUUAAUUGUUAAAAUAAAGGGUCAGAAUAA